AGUGAGCUGAACUUUCUCUUCUGGCUGGGCUGGAAAACAGGGAGGGGCUCCCUCAGAGGGUGACGGGGCGGAAAACCCCCAGCUGCUCCACCCCCAGCGUGAGAGGACACAUUUUUAUUUUGCCUGUGUAAACUGAAGAGGCACAGGCUUCAGCUGAACCGGUGCAGCUUGGUCCUGUGCACUUACCUUGUUAGUCGCACUAUGACUGACUUUUCAGACGAGUCUGACAAGACCGGCUCAAUAAGUUUCCAUCGUCUGUUCUGUUUAUGUUGAAUAGAAACAGUGAAAGUCAUUUUCUGUGUCGAGGUUUUUCAUUCUUCAGCGUUUCUUACGACAUCUGUCUGAACCUCCAGAGCCUUUCAAGUGUCCCAACCCCCCCCAGUGCAUCCACACAUGUCAAGGUGAACACGAGUGAUCCUUUCUGUGACCACUCCGAAGUCGUUUCAAGCCGAGCACAAAAGCACCUCUGCCGAAAGAAAUCCUCAGAGAGACGCUGUCCUGCCGCGAAACCUCGCCGCUCAACCAAAAACACGUCUCCGGACGAAAGUCUCGUCAGCAUUUCAACUGACUGUGGCACGAGGUCGAGACCGUUUUAACUUAAGGAUGCACACAGCUGUUGACCGCAGGAGCCGAUACAGUCCACACAGACUCCGCUGUGCACAGGUACGAAAAGAGGAGGAACACACACAGAAACUCACAUUUUCAGUCGGUGCGGCUCGGACCUCUUCAAACAUGCCGCAUAAACCAGCGGGAAACUGUCUGUCGGCUUCAUCGGGGCCCGUUUCUGAAUCACGGAAACGCGCGUUCUGGAGAUAAAUGCUGGCAGAGACCCUGUUGACCCCGUCUCCUCUGUCCAAACACAGGAAGUGCUGCGAGUUGAGGUGGGCUCAGGGGUCAACUGUACUGAACGGGACAGGAAAUAAUAUGAAGAGGAGCUGCAGGAGCCUGCGGCAAGCGUUCAGCAGCCGCCUUACCGCACGCACGCCCUGGUGUUGGACCGUUCAGAUUCGUCAUCAGCAACGACCACGGGAGUCCGGGUGGCCCGGAUCACAGGUCAGGGCCCCUCUCGCGCGAUCACAUUCGGGCUGCAACUAGUAAUUACCGUCAUUAUCGACCCAUCUGCUGAUUCUUUCUUCAAUAAGUGUAUAAAAUGUUUUUUGUCCGACCAAUUGACCAAAAUACAUAAAGAGUUAAUGUGACGGAAAAAUAGAAAAUCUUAUAGUCUGAGAAGUUGGAAACAGUAACAAUAGAUCAGCUGGUUAGUGAAUCAAUAGUUUCAACUCUCUUGUCCGAUGUGUCGUGAAAUGUCCCUCCAUAUAUUCAAAAGAACUGUCAGUGUUCUACAUGAUGAAUUCCAAUGCGUCUUAACAUGUGCGGGGCUGCAAAUGAUGAGUCUGAUUUUCUCGAUCAGUCGACCGGUUGCUUGAUCGGUGUGUCGUCAGAAAACAGUGGAAAAUGUCCAGAGGUUCUUGAAGACCGGGUUAAUUCGUCAAAUCUGAAUGGAACAGUCCAAAGGACAAAAUGCUCAAUGUGUGUUCCCAUGCAGACCAAAAAGCAUGGAUCCCCACUUCUGAGAAGCUGAACCGCUGAAUCCUUGACACGGCUGCUUCCUGUGGACACCUGAUGACUCUUCUCAGCACUUCCUCCGCCUCUGUGCUACUGAUGCAUUCGCUUUCCAGAGAAGUCAGAAGUCCUGCUGACAUCUCCGGUGUUGCGACACCGAGCUGAGCCGCAGUCUGAGCUCGUGACAGAGGAGGGAGUGUCUGGCGACGUGUUUGUUGCAACACUUUACCUGCUGCAGAACAGAUCACAAGUAACAUCUGGCCGCCGUGAGGCUGGAACGCGUCACGACACACCCUCCCAUCGUUUCGUCCAUCAGACUGAUCCCAGAGCAGUGAGCCAGGGAGACGGACUGUAUCUGUGUCACGGCGCCUCCUGCUGACACAUCACACGCUCUACAACCCUGAUACCUCACUGCUCAACACAAACAUCUUUGGGGUUUUUUUACUGCCGGACGGACAAAAUAACAUCUGCAGACGUCACAGGGGCUUUUACAGACAAAACUGUUCACAGAGAAAAUGAAUCCUCAUUAAUUGAGUAUGGAAACCAGAAUCAGUUGCAGCCCUAGAGAAACCUGCGGCGCAGAUUCCCAGAGCCGAAGGCGGCGUCUUGAAAUUCCUUCUUCCGUCAAAUUAACGGUCAAAACCCAAAAGUAUUACGAUGAUGCUACAAAUUCAUAAAACAGACAAAUCAAGCAAAUCAUCGUGUUUGAGAAGCUUGAAUGAGAAUUUUCACCGUUUUGUGCUUUAAAAAAGAACUUAAACGAUUAAUCAAUUAUUCAGAUUGUUGCGGUUGUUUAGUCCUACUCUGUAUAAUGUCGCCUGGGGCUUUCUUCUUUUGUGAGAUUUGCGUUGCCAUAAUUCAACGGUCGAACGUGGAGAUGCAGAGAAAAACAACCCCGACGAUGCCACCAGCAUGUCCACGUACUCCAGCGUGUCCACGUACUCCAGCAUGUCCACGUACUCCAGCAUGUCCACGUACUCCAGCAUGUCCACGUACUCCAGCGUGUCCACGUACUCCAGCGUGUCCAAGUUCUCCAGCAUGUCCACGUACAUCUGCAUGUCCACGUACUCCAGCAUGUCCACGUACUCCAGCAUGUCCACGUACUCCAGCAUGUCCACGUACAUCUGCAUGUCCACGUACUCCAGCGUGUCCAAGUUCUCCAGCGUGUCCACGCGGUGGAUCUGUUGGAUGCUGUUUUGAAUGAAACGCUCUGCUGGUUUGAAGAACAACAGCAGCAGCAGCAGUUUCCUCUGUCAGUUGAAGAUGGAGUCCGCGUUGGUCUGUCUGAUCCUGGUCUCUCUCAGCGGUUUCCGGUGGGGGCACCCGGCCGCCGCGCCGCCAGCCGCCACCGUCGAGGUGAGAGUCGGGGAGGAUGCCACCCUGCACUGCCCCCUGCUGGACCAGUCCAACGCCGCCUCCGCCACUCUGAGCUGGUACAAGAAGGCCGCGGGACGGGGUCCGCAGCUGCUCCUCACCAUGAGGUCCGCGGACAGCUCUCACGUGAAAUACGGCUCCGGGGUUCGUCCCGAUAAAGUCUCGGCUGCGGCCGACGGGUCUCUGCUGCUGCGACGCUCCGAGCAGAGCGACUCCGCCGUGUAUUACUGCGCGGUCAGCCAGGGAGGGAGACUCCCACAGAAGGGACCCGAGCUCCGAGCCGGUCGCUGACUUCUCUCCUCGGUGGUGUCUCGGCUUCGGACGGUUUCUGUCUACGCUUGUAUUUGUCCUGAUUUUGGGUUAGAACUCAUUUCAGACUGCGGAGAAGCCAGAGUUUGUCUGACCGGGAGACCGGGCCGCUGAAAUGCCACCGAGUGAACAGAAACCCAUCGAAACACCUGUGGGACGACAAGCAAAGCAAUAAAUGUGUCUUCAGUUUGCUGAUUAAACCGUUUCGCUCAGCCUUUAUUGUGACGGCGCAAAAAUCUUUAUUUUGAAAGGUCAAAAACAUUGUGAUUUGUUUCAGUCAGUCCAGACCACAUCAGACCAGGUCUAGAUCAAAAACCCUGACCUAUUUAUACUUGUCAAACCCGGACUUGUUUAACGAGUACUUCGACUGUUUAAACCACAGAUUCAGAUGUGUGCUCGUUUCACACCCAGACCACAUCAGACCAGGUCCAGAUAGUUUAAUAAUAAAACAACUACACUUAGACCUGUCAAGUC
Xiphias gladius (swordfish) is the source of this 3720-nucleotide messenger RNA. It is a transcript of the gene sid1, whose product is annotated as secreted immunoglobulin domain 1. The record is from RefSeq and is a predicted model, not a curated record. Bases 2764 to 3228 code for a protein of 154 amino acids. Gene Ontology annotation, molecular function: peptide antigen binding. NCBI's taxonomy places the organism in Eukaryota, Metazoa, Chordata, Actinopteri, Istiophoriformes, Xiphiidae. The transcript is spliced from 2 exons.